Molecule: messenger RNA, 5095 nt
Organism: Bemisia tabaci
Lineage: Eukaryota; Metazoa; Arthropoda; Insecta; Hemiptera; Aleyrodidae
Gene: aPKC
Product: protein kinase C iota type
Biological process (GO): establishment or maintenance of cell polarity; protein phosphorylation
Molecular function (GO): protein serine/threonine kinase activity; ATP binding; protein binding
Source: RefSeq, a predicted model, not a curated record
GGGGACCCCUGCCACCUGUAUCUGUGUGUUGUGGACAGUGGAAUCCCGAACGGCAAUUUUUUUUUAAUAAUCUAUUAGUCUUUAGUCGUUGUAAUUUUCCCUCACUUAUUAAUUCGACUUUAUUUUAUUCCGAUGAAGUAAAUUAUGCGAAUAAAAAUGAACGAAGAAAUUCGAGUUAAAACUGUUUAUAGUGGGGAAGUUAUUGUUUCCUAUAUAAAUUCAGUAAUCAAGUAUGAAGAGCUCCAAAACCACAUGGAGGACAUUUGUCAUCUGGCCAAAGGUCAACCAUUUACUAUGAAAUGGGUGGAUGAAGAAGGUGAUCCGUGCAUUAUAUCCACUCAAAUUGAACUUGAUGAGGCAAUCAGAUUGUACGAAGUGAACAAGGAUUCAGAACUUACCAUACACGUAUUUCCCAACGUUCCACCACUACCGGGUUUGCCCUGUCAAGGGGAAGACAGGAGUAUUUACAGACGAGGAGCACGGAGAUGGAGGAAGUAUUAUAUGGUCAAUGGGCAUACUUUUCAGCCUAAAAGAUUCAACAAAGGAGCUUUGUGCGCAUAUUGUCUGGAUAGGAUUUGGGGUCUCGGACGGCAAGGAUUCAAGUGCCUUGAAUGCAAACUGAUGAUACACAAAAAAUGCCACAAGUUUGUGAAGAAGCCUUGUUCGCAUGAGGCUGUCGAGCCAAGCUCCAAACCUGAAGAUGCAAACGGCGACUCGCCAGUCAUUCAAAGUAAUGCAGCCAUGAAACACUUAGAUGCAGUGGUGAAUAAUGUCAGCAACAAUGACCACUUCGAUCUACCCAUUGAUGCUGCCAACAAAAUUGAAGAUGAAAAUGUAGAUGCUGGUGCUGAAAGACAAUAUGCAUACUCAUUGGCUGACUUCGAGCUUAUCAGAGUUAUUGGACGUGGUAGUUAUGCUAAAGUAUUAAUGGUCGAGCUAAAGAAAACACGGCGAAUUUAUGCCAUGAAAGUUAUCCACAAAGCUUUAGUAACAGACGAUGAGGAUAUCGACUGGGUUCAAACAGAGAAGCACGUUUUUGAGACUGCAUCCAAUCAUCCGUUCUUAGUAGGGCUUCACUCUUGUUUCCAAACCCCAAGCCGAUUGUUUUUCGUCAUUGAGUUUGUUCGCGGUGGUGAUUUAAUGUUCCAUAUGCAGCGACAAAGGCGUCUGCCGGAGCACCAUGCUAGAUUUUAUGCUGCAGAAAUUAGUUUGGCCUUGAAUUUCCUCCAUAAAAAAGGUAUCAUAUAUAGAGAUUUAAAAUUAGAUAAUGUGCUGCUAGAUCAUGAAGGUCACAUUAAAUUGACAGAUUAUGGUAUGUGCAAAGAGGGCAUCCGACCUGGUGACAAAACAUCUACAUUCUGUGGUACACCUAACUACAUCGCACCUGAAAUUUUACGGGGCGAAGAUUAUGAUUUCAGUGUUGAUUGGUGGGCCCUAGGAGUCCUUCUUUUUGAGAUGUUGGCAGGUAGAAGUCCAUUCGAUAUUUCUGGUGCUUCGGACAUUCCUGAUCAAAAUACUGAAGACUUUUUGUUCCAAGUAAUAUUGGAAAAAACGAUCCGAAUACCAAGAUCAUUAUCAGUGAAAGCAGCAUCUGUGCUCAAAGGCUUCCUAAAUAAGAACCCAGCAUGCAGGUUAGGAUGCAUGCCGGGAGCGAGUUUUGCUGAUAUUGUAGAUCAUCCGUUCUUCAGAGGCAUAGACUUUGUCAUGCUGGAGGAAAAGCAGGUGACUCCUCCGUACAAGCCGCGAUUAGAGUCAGAUCGCGAUCUGGCAAAUUUCCCACCAGAGUUCACAGAUGAGCCAGUUCACCUAACUCCAGAUGAAACGCGCGUCAUUGAGAAGAUUGAUCAAACCGAAUUUGAAGGGUUUGAGUAUGUUAACCCUUUACUGAUGUCCAUGGAAGACUGUGUGUAAAAACAAAGAUAAAAGACUUAAUUUGUGUAGAUCUAAACAUCAUGUCUGUAGGGUAACCCAUAUACUCGAUUUUUUUUGUCCUGUUUUUUUAUGAUUUUUUUAAAAAUGAAAUAUGGAUAUGUAUCUCCAAAAGCAAUUUUACAAAUACGAAGCAGAAUUGAACAAAGCAUGUUAUUUUUAGUGAACAUAGAAAAAUGUUGAUUUGCUAUUCGAAGUGAUUCUGUGUUCAGUAAUCUUAACAGCAGAAGGCGUAAGGGCUCUAGAGAUUUUAAGCUUGAUUUUCACCCUGUUUCCAUGAAAGAUUUUAUUGUUCCUCCGCUUUUUGGAGACUUCUUUCCUCACCCUCUUGAUUCUCGUUUUGUAGGUGUAAUAGUGCAUUUAGGUUCCAUCCGCAAUCUCUCCUUUGCAGCUGAAGCCUUUUUUCAGCAUUUGCAUUGUAGGAAGAAAUUGUUUUCUUGGUCUCCAUUUUUCCGUACAAAAAGGAAACUUUUGGGUACUCAUUUUCCCGUGAGUAUGCUUUGAAGACAUGAUAGGUUGAUUAUUAGAAUUAUUAUUGGUAUUCUCAAUAUUUAUUCAAAAGGGUUCAUUUUAUUUCAAAAAUCCAACUCAACAGCCUCUGAACCUAUUUCUGAAAAUCUCUUGCUCUGAUACUUUGAAUUUGUCCAUAUUUUGUUCAAGUGCUUAUUGAUGCCUCUCUUGUUUAAUAAUUUUGUAAUAUUUGCUCUUAUUACUGUUGUAACUCAGAGAUUUUUUCAUUAGACUUUGAUAAUACAUAAAAAGGAAGAUGAUACGUAAAUCAAAGUAACCAGGAGCUGUUUAGCGUUCUCCUUAUAAACUGAAUUAACUUGAUGAAAUGUUAAUUUUUGGCUAGUGUCGCAUCGCAUUGCUGAGGCAUUAAAGUGAGGCAUUACAGCAUUAAGACCCUUGUUAAUGGUUAUCAUAAUCUCUUUUCAACUACGUUUUGUUUGACGUAAAUUUUAAGUUUCAAAUUUUUGGCAGUUCUCCUCUUUGAAUUCAGUAAUUGAAUGAUCAAGUACUUAAGCUGUGAUUUUAGUACAGUGUGUUUGUACUUAAAAUGCUUAAACUUAAGUGUCCUUAUCUAAUUUUCUAACGCAGAUCAAAUUUUAAAAUAUCCUUUUGCCUGUUAGUCGAGUGAAAUGAAUUCCUAGUGCAAUGUUUGUAAGGGUGAGAAGAAUCGGAAUAUAUUGUGAGAAUUAUGUCUCUGCAUAAUAUUUUCAGCUUUAAAAUCACCUAUUCGAUUCCCAAAUUCAAAGGAAAGAAUGCUUCCUCAGGCAGUGGAAUGACCUUCUUUUGUACUUUGUCAACGGACGAAUGUUCUUCUAAAAAUCUAUUGAGUAAAUCCUCUCUGGCUCUGUUUGCAAAGUUUUUGAUCCCUAUAAAAACAAUGCUGGAGCUAGUAAAAUAAGAGUAUCUCCUCUCCUCAAAAGGUACUUGCCCACUAAGUGAUCACAUUUGAUUUGAAAAUAUUCUUCUAAAUUCCCCUUCAGAAAAGUUGGGAAGCCCUUUCUUAUGCAGAAAAAUUUCAGAGUUCACAAGUUAUGUAAUCCAUAAACAGGAACAUUGUAGUCUCAGCCAAGUGCAAGGAGGUUGUGUCCUCUAAAUUUAUUCUAUAAUUUCAGCAGCUUUAGUGGUAGAAAAUUAUUCAAUUUGAAAAUACUAGGAAAUUUUUGGACAACUAGUUUUUUUCACUGUCAAUUGUUGUAUCUUGUGUUUCUAGUUUGCAUCAGAAACACUGUAGGUUUGAGCGUUUAUAGGUGCAAUGGAGGUAUAUAUACCCUCAGUCAAAGCUGAGCUCCUCAUAGAGUUCAGAGGUUUUAAGUGAGAAAAUGGUGUUCAUCACAACAGUUCAGUUAUGUUCUGACUAUCUGGAUGAUGACUCUCCAGUUUUGUGAUUUUCAAGUUGAUUCAGUAUGUACGACCUGGCCAGAUCUCAGAGAAAGCCUAAAAACAUAAAGCGGAUAAAAGAUUCGCACCUGUGUACAAUAAUACAUAUUCAGAUUGCGCAUGCUUUUUGUUAGGAUUGAGUCUUAUGCCUUGUUUCCGCUUUGAAAUUUGUGUGAUUUUUAGCAGCAACUAAUUGCUGUAGCCAUAAAUAUUUGACCCAAAACGAUGAGCUCCUUGUUAGAUCGUGAGAGUAUCAGGAAAAAACGCUCCAGUAGAGCACUGCACUUUUGGAGGGCUGCGAUAGCUAUGAAAGAUCUGAAUUAGAUAAUCUUACCGAGACUGUGGAAUGAAAGAUUUGCUUUGACAAUAAUGAUCCAGCUCUUCUACAGAUAUUUCUGGUAUGUGUUUCAUCUGCUUUCUGUCAUAAGUAAGACUGUUCUAGUAUCAAUUUAUUGCCUGCUUAGCUUGUAAGCCUCUUGUCUUAAAUGUCUAAUUGGACGCAAUUUGUCCUAUUUACAUUGGGAGUUUUGGAAGAAGACAGAAGCAAUAUUGGAGAAUCGAUAACUUUCAUUUAGACUGAUUUCUAAUGAAAAAAGUCUAUCUGCAUAGAAACAACAAGCAAAACCAUCCUCUACUCAGAGCAGAGUCUUAUGUCUCUGCAUAAUUUGCCAUUAAUGAUAGUUUUUGUGUAUCGAAUCUCGCCCAGCCCAACACUAAACUCCAAUCCUUAAACUCAAUCCACCCCUCAAACAGAUACACUCUUUCUUACAUCUCUGAAUGUUGAUAGAUUAAUUUUGCACAAAUGCUUCCAAUUGGACAAACUUUUUUUUAAUAUUGCAUCGUCACAUCAUCGACAUUCGUCUAUUAAUUUGUGCAUUCCUUUUGUUUCCUUUAGUGCCUUUUCCCCCCUCUCAAUGUGAUUGCCCUUGUGAAGACAACAUUCCUUUUUUUAUACUUAUAUUCUCUUUUUCUUUUCACCCGUAUAACAACAAGUAUUAAUCUGUAAGUAUUACUUAGUAGUAUUAUGUUUUAGAAAAGUUUUUAGUAUCUUAACUAGUAACGCAUAUCAUGUAAAUAUGAAUUUUUCAUUUGUCCAUUCCUGUACAGUAUUUAUGCUUGAGCUGUAAUGGGUGAUGAUUCUGCAUACCAAAAUUGCCUUGUACUCUGUUCAAUAGUAAUGAAUGUUUAAUGUAGUUUUAAGUUUUGUUACAUAUAUUUUUUAUAAGAAAUAUUGUUGUUAAACAUGAAACAAAAUAUAAUUUAUACCAACCUUACCAUA